CGGGUCGGGCUGCCGGACUGAGUGGCCCACAGAGCUGCCCCGGGAGGUCUUCCAGGCUUAGGCUGUGCCGGCUCUGUCUCAAGCCACCGGACUAGGCGAAGGCCCCCCAGUGUGUGCCGGCCGCCACCAUGCCCUCCGCGUCUCCCGUGGGCUCCUGGGCCCCGGCGGCCCCCAACGCCACGGUGGUGGAGGCCAACGGCAGCGUGCCGGAGAAGCCUCUGUUCCACGUGUUCGCCCGGCUGGACGAGGAGCUGCACGCCGCCUUCCCGGGCCUGUGGCUGGCGCUGAUGGCGGUGCACGGCCUCAUCUUCCUGGCGGGGCUGGUGCUCAACGGGCUGGCGCUGUACGUCUUCUGCUGCCGUACCCAGGCCAAGACGCCGUCGGUCAUCUACACCAUCAACCUGGUGGUGACCGACCUGCUGGUGGGCCUGUCCCUGCCCACGCGCUUCGCCGUCUUCUACGGCACGCGCGGCUGCCUGCGAUGCGCCUUCCCGCACAUCGUCGGCUACUUCCUCAACAUGCACUGCUCCAUCCUCUUCCUCACCUGCAUCUGCGUGGACCGCUACCUGGCCAUCGUGCAGCCCGAUGGCUCCCGCCGCUGCCGCCAGCUGGCCUGCGCCAGGGCCGUGUGCGCCUGCGUGUGGCUGGCCGCCGGCGCCGUGACCUUGUCGGUGCUGGGCGUGACGGCCGGCGGGCGGCCUUGCUGCCGCGUGCUGGCGCUGACCGUGCUGGAGUUCCUGCUGCCGCUGCUGGUCAUCAGCGUGUUCACCGGCCGCAUCGUGUGCGCCCUGUCGCGGCCGGGCCUCCUGCGCCAGGGCCGCCAGCGCCGCGUGCGGGCCAUGCAGCUCCUGCUCACGGUGCUCGUCAUCUUCCUCGUCUGCUUCACGCCUUUCCACGCCCGCCAGGUGGCCGUGGCGCUGUGGCCGGACGGGCCGCCCCGCGCCAGCCUAGUGGCCUACCACGUGGCCGUGACCCUCAGCAGCCUCAACAGCUGCCUGGACCCCGUCGUCUACUGCUUCGUCACCAGCGGCUUCCAGGCCACCGUCCGAGGCCUCUGCCGCCGCCACGGAGCCGGGUACGAGCCCAACAGCGGCAACAUGGUCAGCGUGCGCAAGAGCUCCCGCGGCUCGGGCCACCAUCACAUCCUCAGCGCCGGCCCCAGCAUCUUCACCCAGGACCUGACCAACGGGCCUGACGCUUAGUCGGCGGGACCCUGCCGGGGGCCCAGAGGUCAGGACCAGGUGGGGCAGACUGGACCAGUCCAGGCCAACGGAGACCUCGGCUCUGCCUGGGGGUGUGGGUGGGAGGGCCGACUGCAUUGCCCCUGAUUGAUUGGUGAUGGCUGCCCCGCUCGCUGCCUGCGGAAGGGAUCUGAGGCCACACAGCUCCGAAGUCGGUUAGCAAUGUCUGCCUCGGGUUCCGCAGGGGAUGUGGUAGUCCAGACGCCGACGGCUUAUCAUCCCGGGGGCACAGACCAUGUCGGGUGAAAACGCAGAGGAGCACCCCAGAGCUGCUUCUCUCCUGGCCCGUCCUCACCCUACAAGGGACUCCUCAGAAACAGGCACUAGGAAUCCCAAAGCGGUUCUGCUCCCACUGCUCUCAUCCCCUCCUGCGCAUAUCUGCCCCCCACAGA
Molecule: messenger RNA, 1633 nt
Organism: Mustela erminea (ermine)
Lineage: Eukaryota; Metazoa; Chordata; Mammalia; Carnivora; Mustelidae
Gene: GPR20
Product: G protein-coupled receptor 20
Exons: 2
Coding region: 129-1202 (357 amino acids)
Biological process (GO): phospholipase C-activating G protein-coupled receptor signaling pathway; positive regulation of Rho protein signal transduction
Cellular component (GO): membrane
Molecular function (GO): G protein-coupled receptor activity
Source: RefSeq, a predicted model, not a curated record